AUGAGUGAAGACCAACAUUCUGCAUCUUCUACUUUAUCGUUAUCUAGUGAUGCAGCUCCAAAGAUCGGUAAUCCUGGCCCACUUGGUCUGUCCAGUUUUGCUCUUACUACUUUUGUUCUUUCCCUUUACAUUGUUGGAGCUCGCGAAGUUACGCACCACAACAUAAUCGUAGGGUUAGCCUUAUUCUACGGAGGCAUUGUACAGAUUUUAGCUGGAAUGUGGGAAUUCAAAGUCGGCAACACAUUUGGCGCUACCGCUUUCUCUUCAUAUGGUGGAUUUUGGCUUUCCUAUGCAACAAUUCUAAUCCCAGGGUUUAAUAUUGCCUCCGCAUACGCAUCUAAAUCCGAAUUGGAACAAGCACUUGGAAUUUACCUACUUGGCUGGACAAUCUUUACGUUUCUUUUGUUCUUGACCACAUUUAAAUCGAAAGGCUCCAUAUUUGUAUUGUUUUUCUUUGUAACAAUAACAUUUGUCUUAUUGACUACUUCAAAGUUCCAAGAGAAUUCCGACAUUGAGAAAGCCGGUGGCAUUAUGGGUAUUAUUACUGCACUUCUCGCUUGGUAUAAUGCAAUGGCUCAAUUAUGGACGCACGAAAAUUCUUACUUUACGUUACCUGACUUCGACAUGAGACGAAAGAGCAAAUAG
This is a messenger RNA of Ambispora gerdemannii, 645 nucleotides long. The record is from the annotation of a GenBank genome assembly. Lineage: Eukaryota; Fungi; Glomeromycota; Glomeromycetes; Archaeosporales; Ambisporaceae.